Messenger RNA from Bradysia coprophila, 1642 nucleotides. RefSeq names its product embryonic polarity protein dorsal-like. Gene Ontology annotation, cellular component: cytoplasm; nucleus. The record is from RefSeq and is a predicted model, not a curated record. Gene Ontology annotation, biological process: innate immune response; positive regulation of transcription by RNA polymerase II; inflammatory response. Gene Ontology annotation, molecular function: DNA-binding transcription factor activity, RNA polymerase II-specific; RNA polymerase II cis-regulatory region sequence-specific DNA binding. Lineage: Eukaryota; Metazoa; Arthropoda; Insecta; Diptera; Sciaridae.
CUUUAUGUGCAUCGUCUCUCUUUUUCCGAACCACAAACAAACCACAAAAUCUCAGUUGAAUUUUUAAUCUCGUGAAGUGUAAGUCACAAAUAACUUCGCCGUCAUUCUGUGCGGACGUAUACAUACCUAAAAAAAGACCGAAAGUUCAUACUAAACGAUGUAUAAUAAUGUGAAAGUGGAAAUUAUUGAACAGCCUCAACCAAAAUCAAUGAGGUUUCGUUAUUCUAGUGAAGGAAAUUCGGCCGGUUCUAUUUUUGGAGUGAACAGCACAGAAGACGCGAAAACCUAUCCAUCGAUUCGUAUACUUAAUUACGAAGGAGCCGCCCGUGUUUGUGUAUCAUGUGUUACGAUCGAUGAGAUUCCCAAGCCACAUCCAAAUUGCUUGGUGGGAAAGCCGUGCAGCGAAGGAAUUUGUGUGUUCAAUUUUACUACGAAAGCUGCAUCGCCCAGACGUGUUACAUUUCCACAACUCGGAAUUCAAUGCCCGAAACUCAUUGAAGUUAAAGAAAAUCUGGAAAAGCGACAGGCACAGAAUAUUGAUCCAUUCAAGACUGGUUUUGGACAUAAGGAACUAAAAUCGAUUAACCUACAUCAAAUGCGGCUGUGCUUUCAAGUCUUUCUUAUACCAGAUCCCGCAAAGAACCUGAUCCCACUGGAACCAGUCGUUUCUGACAUUAUAUGCGACAAAAAGACAAAUGUCAAAUUACGGAUCUUCGAAAAAAGCGAUAAUUACAGUGCCGCAUGUGGUGAUAAAAAAAUUAUCAUUCUUUGCGAUAAGGUGGACAAACGAGACAUUAGAGUGCGAUUCUAUGAGACCGGUACGGAUAAUUCCGUCAUCUGGCUGGAUUGGGCAAAAUUCCAACCGAAAGAUGUCCACAAGCAACUGGAAACCAUAUCCGAUGGAACCUGCAGUGACCCGAUACCAUUUCAAUAUGUACCCGACAAUACAAACAUUGAAUUGGCUUUGAACAACAAAGUAGACAAAAUUGACCAUUCCAAAGCAUUAUACGAAUUCUUACAAGUGCUCGAAACAUCUAACAUGACAUAUGACUUCGACGCGAAUGUGACUGGCGCUGACUAUCAAUUGUCAUCUGCUCAAGCUAAUUGUGAUGAAUCACACCACUACAAUCAACAGCAACACUACUCAGCAACGACCCAGUUCAAUAAAGAAUCUAAAUGUGGGAAUUCUUUAGCGUUCGGAAAUGUGAACAAUACAAAUGCAACCAGUACGAAUUCGAAUAACUUCUUCAGUCGAAGUGUUCAACCAGGAAGCUAUCAGAGUUACCAGACCGAUAAUUGUCCGACUCCACUGAAUUGCGAUAAAUUAACUCAUCAUUCGUGUCAGCAGGUGGGCCCUGUUUAUACAGCCGACAAAGUGAUAAUACAACAAUUUCACAACAGCAAUGUUACGAUAAAUCAACCGCAGAAUGUUGUGGACGUACCAAUGAGUGAUGUUUUAAGUUCCGAAAUGAAUGUAUUUUGAAUGUCCUUCUCUUAACGUAAAUUAUUUCAAAACAUGAAAUCCGCUAGAAGUUUAUUGUUUCGAUUUAACGAUCAGGGAAGAAAACGGUUUUAAACUUCGAAUGACUUAAGAUGCCAAAUUUUGUACUUUCUAUGGAACUAAGUAGAUUUUAUAAAUAAA